Messenger RNA from Vitrella brassicaformis, 1047 nucleotides. Lineage: Eukaryota; Vitrellaceae. The record is from the annotation of a GenBank genome assembly.
CGACACCCUGAGGGUCGGCAAGUUUCACACCAUUCAUCUGAUGGGCAACCUCAGCUCACGUCAGUUGCGUGCCAGGUUGGAAGCUCAGUUUCAGCAAGAGGGAUGGACCCCACAACGGUGCCCUGAUGUCCGCUUCCUGACACAUCAAGGUACCAACAUCAUGGGCAGGCUGUCGUCCAGACACCCUGUGUGUGUGUGUGUGUGUGUGUGCGUGUGUGGCAGAGGUGAGGCUGUUGGGGAGCUUCCUGCCUGAAGACGGUGACGACGCCGAGCGCCUCCAUCGGAAGAAGGGCGCCAUGAAGGUGAAUGCGGGUGUCUUCGCCGAGUUUCAGAUGAGAAGGGGAGCCUACCCCGUAAGCAGAAGACGCCACGCUGCCUAUUUCCCCUAUCUGCCUGUCUGGUCCUCUGUCUUGUCUGUCGUCUCCAGGAGUUUUUUAACGUCGCGUGUGUGGCCCUCACCAUGAUCAUCGCGGGCACGUGGGGUUCUCCUGUGUUCUGGUUCCGGGCGGUGGGCGAAAAAGAGGCCAUUGAGGCCCGUUGCUAUGCCAUCGCUUCGCUGAUAUUCCUGCUGGUCGCCGUGUGUGGGGUCGUUCUGUUGGUGGUCGAGGGGUAUUGCCGCGGGAUUCCUGCAGCCUCUGGGUAUGACAUGCACUCAGUCAGUCAUGAGCCAGUCACUCUCCUCUCGGUCUCACGGCCGAUCUGUUGCCUUCUUCUGCCUGUUUCAUGUGUGUGAUCGGUCGAUCAGGCUGACCGCGAUGGCGGUGGACGCGGCUGCUGCUCCUCCCAUCCGGCCGUCUGCUGCCCCUCCCAGCCUGCCGUCCGUCGCCGCACCCUCACCGGCUGCGGCGGGUUCCGCGGCAGAUCUGACACAACCUCUACUCGAAGCGCAGACAGACAGACAGGCGAGCGGGCAGGAGGCAUGCAUAGACAGACAAUCGAGCGCGCAGGCAGACAGACACAACCUCUACUCGAAGCGCAUUGUCUGUCAGACAGCACGGCUACUUGCCGUAGCGAUUGAGUGUGCGUGCGUGUGACAUGACGAGAAGA